Messenger RNA from Anarrhichthys ocellatus (wolf-eel), 1223 nucleotides. Its product is annotated as signal-transducing adaptor protein 1-like. The transcript has 12 exons. The record is from RefSeq and is a predicted model, not a curated record. The annotation marks the transcript as partial. NCBI's taxonomy places the organism in Eukaryota, Metazoa, Chordata, Actinopteri, Perciformes, Anarhichadidae. Gene Ontology annotation, molecular function: signaling adaptor activity.
ACAUCUCGGAAACUGUGGACCUGCCUGUGUGGAAACACGCUGUUCUUCUUCAAUGAGAUGAAAGACGCUGAUUACAUCGACAAAGUGGAUCUCAGGGGAUUGGUGUCAAUAAUGGAUGACAACAGCCAGGAUCGUAACUUGGAUGCAGCCAGACUCAAUCUCCAGUUGAAAGAUGACAAUAUUAGAUUCACUGCUCCUAACGCUGAGGCUCGUGAGCUGUGGAAGGGCUUUAUCCGCUCUGUGGCCGAGCUUUCAGUACCUGCCUCCCUCAACCUGCUCCCAGGCCAGAUCCACAUGCUAAAAGAGACAGUGGAAACGGAAAAAGCAAGAAUAAACACCAGCGCUCACAACAGCCUCAAAAGAGACAUGCCAGCUUGUUUCCACCGCGUGACCCGUCUGGAGGCAGCGCUGGUGCUGGAGAGAGAGGCCGAGAGAGGAAACCUGCUGCUGAGACCCGGGAGUAUCGCAAACACCUUCGCUGUCACCACCAGACAGGACAUUGAAGGCUCUAAAAUCAGCCACUACCGCGUGACUCCUAAAGACGAAGGGGGCUUCGUCAUUGAUGUGGACGUUCCUGUCCCGUGUGCCACGCUACACGAUGUCAUCAACUAUUUAGUGGAAAAUACUGAAGGAAUUCUGACUCCUCUCAUCACUGAGGAAAUCUAUGAGAUAAACAUCUCUUUUAUUCGUAAAGAUCAUGAAAACGGAGAAAUGAGCGUUCAGCAGGCCCCGACGAACCUCGUCCCACCAAGUGUACCCACUAAAAAAGACGCUCCAAGAAUACCGACCCCUGAACCUCCGCCUAAACCACCUGCACAACAGCAUUUUUAUGUGAAUGACGAGCUGGAGGAGGAAGGAAAACAGACAGAGGAUUCCUCAGCUGCUCCACUGCCACAACUGGAGAAAAACGCUCCAAAGAAAGCAAUGAUGCCUCCAGUUGGUGUUCCUGUUCCUCGCAGAUUGAUCCCAUCUAACUCCUCCGCAACCCUGGAUCAGAGGAAAAGAACCCUCACAGACCCUCAGGGACAGAUUUCUCUCGCAGCGAUAUCGGAGCUGAAACUCAAGUUGGCGCAAAAGGUCCAGUGUUGAGAGUGACCUCUCCUGGUGGGCACCCCUCCAAACAUCUGUGAACAUCUGCCAGGGACACGUUAUCGUCACCCAGUUUCUCUUGUACAUUUUGCACAUUUACGACUGACAACGGUGUACAUUUUGCCAAUCCAUUU